Molecule: messenger RNA, 3843 nt
Organism: Didymodactylos carnosus
Lineage: Eukaryota; Metazoa; Rotifera; Eurotatoria; Philodinida; Philodinidae
Source: the annotation of a GenBank genome assembly
AUGUUACCCUCAUUGUCAAACCCAACAAAUACUCAAGGCCCAUCGGUGACCGAUAGUUUUGCUACUGAUACUACAGCUGAAUUGAUUAUGUUCGAUAAUGAACCAGUAACAACCAUUCAGUCAACAUAUAACACUACAUCACCACCGUCAGCAACAAUAUCGACAAUGAGAAAAACAUUGAGUUCGUCAUCGAUGAACAAUAAUAAUGUAGCAAAUCUUGCUACAUUAAGUUUGAAUAAUCCUAAUCAUCCACUUUCUCAUUUACAAAGUUCAACAACAGCAUCAACAACAACUACCGAACAAUCUUUAGGCGGUAACCCUUUUAAUCCAUUCGAUGUUAAAAUAAAAAAGCCAUCAUUCAAAGGUUUUUGGCCAAAUAGAAAAGAGAAAAGUAAAAAAACAAAACUUCAAAAAACAAAUCAAAAACAAAAUAUAUAUGGUACACAACUCGAUGACAGUACUUCAGUGAAUUCGCAUAAUUCAGCGUUAGUAAAUAACGAUAAUAUGAAAGAUAGUUUAUUUUAUUGUGUGUAUUAUGAUUUUUAUAGUGAAUCAAAUGAAAACAACAUUGGGAAAAUUAUUGGUAGUAUUGAUGGCCUCAAUCAGUUAUCUUCACCAACAAUGACAACAGCAACAAACGCUCUCCCUAAUGUUACAAAAAGCAAAUGUCCAACACCUGAACCUUAUAGUCGGGAAAAAUCAAGCCCACAAACAUCUGAUAAUCGUCAGUUAUACUGUAAAAGUACCGUACCGUUUUCAUCUAUGAGUAAUAAUCGCCAACAACAAUCAUCACAAUCGUCAACAAGCUCCGAUGAAGAUGAUGAUGAUUAUCCAAUGGCAAAAAUACAGUUCAAAAUUAAUCCAGCUGCAAAAACAACAACAACAAACACCACUGAAAUAAGUAACGAAUCAAAAAUUAGUGACGCAAUGAGACAAGUCGAUAAAAAUAUUGGACAUAUAGCGACCUAUUCAAGAGCAACAGGACGUAAAAUACCAGAUAUGAGCAAAUCAAUAUCAGCUGGUCAAAUGAGACCUGCACCUCCGCCACCACCUCAUCGAAUGCCGGCUCUGUCUACAAGUGUAACAGUUGAUAAUGUUGUUAAUGCUCCUCAAUCAAAUAUUAUGUGGCAAAAUCCGCGUUCAAACUCAUUAAGUUCAUCGUUGGAUCCAAUGGCUUCUUCUUCGAUUAAUAAUCACGAAAAAUAUGUUGCAACAUCGUAUGAAGAAGAUGCAGAAGUAGCGAAUUCGUUUCCAAAUUCUUCAGCGAUAUCCAAUACUUCAUCGACGAUAAUGAAACAACCAGUGCUACCAUUUCCCACCGUUCCAAGACCAGUAACUCGUACAAGACAAGUGAUGCCGACACCAACAAUGAGUACGGCAUUACCGUCAUCAUCAGUGUCUUCAAUGUCUUCUACUAAUGGACGUAUGACCCCUCUUACGCUGACUAACAGUAUGGGGAUGUCAACCAGUUUUCAGUUUGGCACAAAUAAUUCAUUAUCAUCAUCUGUGAACGGUUCUUCAUCACCAUUAACAAUUGGCUCCACAGAUAAUAUUCCGAUAGCAAUGGCUUAUCAAGAAAUGAUUCAUGCAAUGAUGAAUGGAGAAGAUGAAACAAAAUGGAAAAUUCGUAUACAAGGCGAUAUGCUAGUAUCAUUUCCUGCUGCUAUAUUACAUCUACUAUCUGCACCAGUUUCACAACUUUCUCCACUUGAAUUUCGUUUAAGAAAUUUAGACAAAGUGGAAAAUAUCAUUGCUAAUCCACAAUUAGUCAGUUUAAAUCAAACAUUAUCUGAGCCAGAUGCACCCGUGUAUAGUUUUAAUAUGACUGCAUUAUCUGGGAUCCUUAAUAACUUAAAAAUAAAAAAUCCAAAUUUACCAUUUUUCAAUUUUGGCGUCUUAAAAUAUGAGGUUAAACACUUAGGAUCUAAUAGUAUUCCCAUUCAUGUUUCAUCACAAUGGUCAACAACGUCCGAUACAAUUAUCAUAAACCUGGCCUAUCGAUUUAAUAGUUCCGCAUUUCCAGAUAAUAUACGCUUAAUGAAUGAUAUUGUAACAUUCCACACGAUUAUCAAUGAUGCCAAGCAACUAACAGAUUCAUUACCGACGGCUGAAUGGUCAUUAGCUGAACAUAAACUUGUAUGGAAAGUACCCUAUACAUUUGAUGGAAGUGGAACGUUAACAGCCACUUUGUCUACUCUCAAUAUUAAUGAUAAUAAUCAAGUAAAAGAAAAUGGUAUAAAUUCAACUGAACACGUAUCAGACUUAAUAACAUCAUCUCCAGUUCAUGUGCAAUUUUUGGGUGAAAAUGCUUUGUUUUCAUCAAUUGAUUUUGAAUUUGCUUGUCGUGGAUAUCGCGUUUCAUUAUUGAAAAAGAAAAUUUGUAGUGACGCAACAAGUAAAUUAUGGAAAACAGAUCAUUCCAUACCUGGCAGACCGAUUUUUGGUGCACAAUAUUCUCCUCUUUCGUUGAAAUCAAACAAAAAAAGUGUACCAAAUAAAAAUCAUGUGAAAGAACAACAAGCAUUCACUGAAUACAUGAAUAAUACAGUUGAUGCAUGGACAAUUGAUGAUGAAUUAGAAAGUGAAAAUGAAGAAAAUGAUAUUGAUAAAGAAGAGCCAUUUAUAUCAAAACAAACUGCUCAAGAGGUAGCAAAGCGUAUUAUACAAGAACAUAAAAAAAGAAAUGCAUCGGUGAAAAUGACAUUGGACUCUUCCUCUGUAUGUCGUCCGGCAUCAUCUAGUUCAUCUUUGACUGCUUGCCCUGGGAUUGGCAUACGUCUUGGACAGCAUCCAAAUUCAAAAGCAAUGGUACCUAUACGUUUUACAAAUCAAAUUCGAUCAACUAUUAUCACAUUACCUGAUAUUGAUGCACAAAAAGAAACUAGAUUUAAACAAAUUCUUGACCAAUCUCAUGUUGAUCUUAAUGAACUUCGUAAAGCAAGUUGGAAUGGAAUACCAAAACAAUUUCGCGCACAAGCUUGGAAAUUACUUUGUGGUUAUUUGCCAGCUAAAAUUGAUCGCCGAGAUGAUACGUUAAAGCGAAAACGUGACGAAUAUUGGUCUUAUGUUAGUCAAUAUUAUCAUACAAGAUCUGAAUCUGUUCAUCAAGAUACCUUUAGACAGAUACAUAUUGAUAUUCCACGUAUGAAUCCAUUGAUGCCUAUAUUUCAACAAUUAGUUGUUCAAGAAUUAUUUGAACGUAUUUUAUUUAUAUGGGCUAUAAGACAUCCAGCAAGUGGUUAUGUUCAAGGCAUUAAUGAUUUAGUUACACCUUUCUUUGUUGUUUUCUUAUCAGAAUUUAUCGAUAAUGAUGUUGAAAUUGAAAACUUUAAUAUUGCCUCAUUAAGUGAAGAACAUUUACAUAUUAUUGAAGCCGAUAGUUAUUGGUGUACAUCAAGUUUACUGGAUGGAAUACAAGAUAAUUAUACAUUUGCCCAACCAGGAAUACAAUAUAAAGUUCGAACAUUAGAAGAAUUGAUUAAACGAAUAGAUGAUCCACUUCAUCGUCAUUUAAAGGAUCAACAUAUUGAGUUUUUACAGUUUGCAUUUCGUUGGAUGAAUAAUUUAUUAAUGCGAGAACUACCUGUUCGUUGUACCAUCCGCUUAUGGGAUACAUAUCAUGCUGAACAAGAUGGUUUUUCGCAUUUUCAUUUAUAUAUAUGUGCUGCAUUUUUAAUUCGCUUUUCAAAAGAUCUACUACGAGAGAAAGAUUUUCAGGGUUUAUUAUUGUUAUUACAAAAUCUCCCAACUCAUUCGUGGACAAGUAAUGAUAUUAGUAUAUUGACAGCAGAAGCAUAUCAAUUGAAAGUAAUGUUCGCUAAUGCACCAAGACAUUUAAGUUAG